AGAGGUCAAUGACACCUGGAAAGAAGUUAGGGGGUCUUGUCGCUGCUACAGUCACCCCGAUGACUCCUGAUGGCCCCUUAAUGUGAUGAGCCUGCAGUAAUUACCACUUGAGAGAGAAGAUUGGAAUGACGAACAGAGAAACUGGAAGAAAGAAUAUGCAACCAAACUGUUACCUGAAAUGUCAAACAUAUGCUGAGGAUAUCAGACCUUGGGACAAAUUAACCUUUCAGUGAUCUCUCAAUAUGUGGAUUACCUGGUAAGCAAGCAGAAUGUGAAGAAUGUUUUUGUGAAUGGAACAACAGGAGAAGGGCUGUCCCUUAAUGUCCAGGAGCGGAAGCAGUUGGCAGAAGAAUGGUUGUGCCAAGGAAAAGACAACUGCUUGCCACUGUCAGCAUUUUCCUUCAGUGUCUGCUUGUCAGAUUGGAUCAUGUGAUAAUUCACGUGGGAGCACUGAGUCUGGCAGAGUCCCAAGAGUUGGCAAGGCAUGCAGCAGCUGUAGGUGCUACUGGUAUUGCUGUGUUAGCCCCUUUCUUCUUCAAACCAACAAACAAAGCUGAGCUGAUAGCUUUUUUACAGAAGGUUGCAUCUGAAGCCCCUGCAGUUCCAUUUUAUUACUAUCACAUUCCUCCUCUGACAGCUGUGAAGAUUCGUGUUGAAGAGUUGCUGGAUGGAAUAACAGAGCAGAUCCCUACCUUCAGGGGUGUGAAGUUCAGUGACACGGACCUCCUAGACCUUGCACAGUGUAUAAACAAGAAUGAGAGAGAACAGUUUACAUUUCUUUAUGGGGUGGAUGAGCAACUGCUGAGUGCACUGGCAAUAGGGGCAGAUGGAGCAGUUGGAAGCACAUACAACUAUUUGGGCCAAAAAACCAAUCUGAUGUUGCAAGCCUUUGCAAAGCCAGACCUUGCAUUAGCACGGAAGUAUCAGUUUCUCACUGGGGAAUUUCUCAACUUUGUCACCAAACUAGGUUUUGGUGUUGCACAGACUAAAGCUGUGAUGACUUUUGUUUCUGGUAUUCCUAUGGGACCUCCAAGGCUUCCACUUGUUGAUGCCUCUGAGGAGUUCAUCAUCAAGGCCAAAGCCAAACUGGAGAGCAUCGUGUGGCCUGACAGUGACUGAUGUUCACUUCAGUGGUGAACUAAAAGUGGGGUCUCCUUUUCUGGGACUCAUUGUCACCUGGCACAUGCCACACGUGAUGAGCUGGGAUUUUAUUCAGGGAAAUGUGCCUGGGCCCCUUCCUGUUAGGGCUGGCCUUGUUGGCACACAGAUGGUCACCUUUUUGUGUCACUUCACUCUGCUUCCCUGGAGCACUGCACAUCCCAGGAAUAGCUGUUAUGUCUUAGUAAAGAAAUUUGUGACAGUGGAAGGAUACUGAGUCCUUUUCUCUAGAAAUGAGGAAGAUCUCUCUCCCCUCUCUUCAGCUAAAUCAUGUUUAGUCCUCUCUCUCCAUAAUAUCUCCAGCACUACAGGAUGUUUUCAAACACUAUGACACUGUUUAGUUGCUCAAAUGGGGAUUUUACUAUUUGUCACAAUGUCAUUGGGACACUGACCAUGUAUGCAAAAUCCAGUUUUUGAUUGAUCUCAUUGUCUUUGUGCAC
Calypte anna (Anna's hummingbird) is the source of this 1598-nucleotide messenger RNA. It is a transcript of the gene NPL, whose product is annotated as N-acetylneuraminate pyruvate lyase. Bases 352 to 1119 code for a protein of 255 amino acids. Gene Ontology annotation, molecular function: N-acetylneuraminate lyase activity; 4-hydroxy-tetrahydrodipicolinate synthase activity. The transcript has 13 exons. The record is from RefSeq and is a predicted model, not a curated record. NCBI's taxonomy places the organism in Eukaryota, Metazoa, Chordata, Aves, Apodiformes, Trochilidae. Gene Ontology annotation, biological process: N-acetylneuraminate catabolic process.